Mya arenaria is the source of this 3901-nucleotide messenger RNA. RefSeq names its product tumor necrosis factor receptor superfamily member 11B-like. Gene Ontology annotation, molecular function: protein binding. Bases 52 to 909 code for a protein of 285 amino acids. NCBI's taxonomy places the organism in Eukaryota, Metazoa, Mollusca, Bivalvia, Myida, Myidae. The transcript has 6 exons. The record is from RefSeq and is a predicted model, not a curated record.
GCUAACCAAGUGUGAAAGAAGUAAAAAUAAAGGCAGUUCUAUAUUUGCGCAAUGAUUAUGGUAUUGUUGGUUUUGGCGAACAUCAUUCUGUUCUUUUGUGACUUUGUUUCUUGGAUAUAUAUCUUAUUUACACAGGAACGUAAAAUGCAAGUGGCUUGUUUGUUAGUGCUGGUAGUGCAGGCUGCAUCCGUUAUUUCGGGACAAUUGGGUGGCACGUAUUAUCAAGUAGAAGUACACGGUAAUACCAUCCAGUGUAAAAAGUGUUCACCUGGCACUUUCUGGACUGGAAAACAUUGCAGCCACGACGGCGGCCAGGCAAUAUGUCAGGAUUGUCAACAAGGAACAUUUUCAGAGGACUACAGUAUAGAAUAUUUUUGUAGACGGUGCAAAAAAUGCGUUGAAUUACAUGAAGUUGUGGUGGAGGCGUGUACGCAGAAUCACGACACGAAAUGUGGGUGUAAAUCUGGGUACAGGAGAACAGAAGGAAAGGCCGGGGAUUGCCGAGAAUUAUGUAAGCCUGGAUAUGGGGUCAUAAAAGCAGACAGUUACGCCAAUACAACAUGCGAGAGAUGUGGAAAUGGGAAGACCUUCUCAAACAUCACUUCCCAGGUGACGCCGUGCCAGAAAUGUUCAGUUUGCCCCGAGGGAUUGUUGCAGAAAAAUGCAUGUAAUGAAACUGAAGACACUCUGUGCGUUCCUAAAGAUGAAGUCGAGGAAGACAGUGUUGGUGUUAUUUUGGGAGUAGCCUGUGGCGUAAUACUUACGAUAGUUACGAUUGGUAUCAUUACCUUUUGCUGUUGGAAAAAAAGGAAUGAGUUUCUUCAAAAGUUGCAUACCAGAUGGCGUAAAGAAAAGUUGGAUGAAGAAAAACAAGCCAACCAACAACAGCCAUUCAUGGCGCCUCAAUAAAAAUCAUAUCAAGACAGGAGUUAAUGAACUCAUUACGUCAUAGAACAGACAUGUUUUAGUGAACAAACAGUCAUUUAUAAGUGCUCAAAAUAUGUCAUCCUGAAAUUUGGAAGUUCCGAAGCACAGCCUCUUAAAGAAAUCCACAGUAACAUAUCAGCAAAUACAAGUUUCAGGGGAUUACAGACUUUGCGCACAUAUAUACUUGUCAGUAAAUUAAAACUCUAAAAUGAUGUUCAGUAGAUGAUGCAAGUAUUUGAACUCUAGAUCUUUUUGAGCCUUUCCGACCAAUUCAAACCUUCUGACAGCCACUGUCAUCUCCAUUUGUUUUAAGCAGUGUGUUUAAGUUAGUAUUGUAACAUGCGGAUAGAAACUUCAUUGUUGAACUUUUGUUCACAGUUUUCUCUUUACAAAUUUCCCACCUAUGCAAGGGGUGGCACUAAAACUAAGUACCCAGUAUGGAUAUUAGGAAAAGCCAUAUCUAGUUUUAGCUCGACUAUUCGAAGAAUAAGGAGAGUUAUACUACUUACCCUGGCGUCGGCGUCGGCGGCGGCGUCACACCUUGGUUAAGGUUUUGCAUGUAAGCACCUUUAAGUCAUUAUCUCAGUAAAUACAUCAGUUAUUGCAUUGAAACUUUGGAUAUGUAUUCCUAACUAUCUUACAUACUAAAUUAAUAAAGUUAGAUAACACUUAUUUAAAUAUAAUGCAAAUAAUAGGCCUUUAUUAUUCGACUUAAAAAUUCUGGUUAGGUUUUGCGUGUAAGCACACAUAGGUUAAUAUCUCAGCAACUACUUGAGGUAUUGCAUUGAGACUUUAUACAAUGGUACUCAACCAUCCAAUCUACUUAAAUAACCAAGUAAGAUAACUCCAGUUUGCAUUAAAUUAAAAAUAAUGGCCCCUUUUUUAUUCGACAUAGAAAUUCUGGUUAAGGUUUUGCAUGUAACCACUUUUAAGUCAAUACCUCAGCGAAUACAUCAUGUAUUGCAUUGAAACUUUACACACAGGCUCCCAUCUAUUUUACCUUCUAAUUAAUCAAGUAAGAUAACUCUAUCUUUUUUAUAAUAUAUAAUUUUGGCCCUUUAUUAUGCGACUUAGAAAUUCUGGUUAAGGUCUUGCAUGUUAGCACACAUUGGAUAAUAUAUCAGCAACUACUUGAUGUAUUGCAUUGAGACUUUAUACAAUGGUAUUCAACCACCCAACUUAAUUGAAUAACCAAGUUAGAUAACUGUAUUUUGCAAAUAAUGGCCCUUUAUUAUUAGACUCACAAAUUAUCGUUAAAAAUUUUCAUGGAACCACAUUUAUUUUUAAUAUUUCAAAACACCAUGUAUUGCAUUGAAAUCUAAUCUAACAGUGAUCCAUGCAUGUUUCGCCAAAACUUUUCAAUCCUUACAUUGACAAGCGGCGGAAUAGUCGAGCGCGCUGUCUCUGUGACAGCUCUUGUUAGACUUAUUUUGGAACCAAAAAUAGUUUUAUUUUUGUUAAUAUAUAAAAAAUAUUUCAAAAUGAUUAAAAAACGUUUGCUUGUUGCUUUCAGAAGCAAACGAUAUUUUGAAUGAGUGUAUCUGAUUUGCCAUGAAAAGCUAUUUUUAAAGCAGAUGGACAUGAGAAAAUACGAAAAUUAAUACGAUGUAAGAAGCAAUAUUGUAUUGUAACUUAUAUUUUCUUGUUUAUUCUUAAACGUUAUCGUAUGUGAAAAUGUUAACUAUAGAAAUACGAUGUAUUGUGAUGUCCAUAACAUUUUAUACUAAACCAUUAUUUAUUCUAAGCCUAUCCGUUUUGUAGCAAGCAUCUUAGAGUCAUUUCAAUGGGCUUUCUCUCAUCUAACCUUCUGGCCCCAUUUUCUCGAAACUUCUUAAGCUGAACAGGCUUAAGUCGCUUAUUUCAAAUAGCCAAAAUACAUAUUGAUAAUUGAUUUUGAUAAUUGAAAAAUGGUUUAUUCAUAUAAUCAAACAGAUUAUUCCUACAUAAUUUCUAAAAAAAUCUUGAAGAAGUAAAUAUAACACAUUUUAUAGAACAACGAAAAUAGUGUGAUUAGCUUAAUCCUUGUAAUAAGGGACUUAAGAAGUUUCAAAAAUUGGGGCCAGGACUGCAGUUUCUGUCGGUAUUAGCUUACAAAAACACAACGUUCUUAUCAAUGCGAUAUUUAUUUAUGAAGUACGCCUCACUUGUACGUAACUGGCCCAUUAGUUAAAUCUGUUCUUAUAUAUAACAAUACAGUCGAAACCCGUUGGCUAUAUAUAUUAUGGCUCGAUAUCCUCAUUGGCUCAAACCAGAUUAAAAGGACCGAUAUUUUUUACUCUUUGUUUAUAUAAAAUUUGAUCGGAUGGCUCGAUAUCUUGAGGGUCGAUAUUUCUCCACGCUCGAAGUCAUUUUCGCGGUCCCAAUUAAAAAUUUCAUACUGUGUUUUGUUUGCUUGGGUCGAUGUCAUUUUCGCGGGUUCAGUAAAGAAUCCCACACCUUGAUUUGGUUUGCUUCAUUUAGCACAAGGCGCUAAUCGAUUAAAAUUGCUUGACUGGUUAUCAAAGUAUUAUCAAAUUUAAAUUGUUUUACAGUUUGAAUAAAUAUGCCAUGACUUUGUUCUGUCUUUUAUUGUUAUCCAUCUAUAGAUUUCUUUGCAUUUUGAUAUUAUCUUAUCUUAUCUUAUCUUAUAAGCUAUGUUUGUGUUACCCACUGAUUAAAAUUGUUUGUAUGUUCUUUUUGCAUAAAUUUAUUUUCAUAUUUCUGUAAGGAAUCCCGCUUGCCUCGACAUUCUCGAGGCUCGAAGUAUUUUGGCCGGUCCCUAGAAUAUAGAACCAUCGAGUUUCGACUGUAUUCAAACCAGAUAUUUUCGUCAUGCAUGUUAUCUACAAACUAAAGUUAUUAUUGUGUAUGGUUAACUUAAAUUGAUCUAGUUCAUUUCAUUUUGUGUUUGUAUAUAAAUGACUUGUUCUUUGUCUUUAAUUUUGUAUAAUUUAGAUAGCAAUUGCAUUUCCUAUGAAAUAAAAUUUUGACUUGA